This is a messenger RNA of Colletotrichum gloeosporioides, 1404 nucleotides long. RefSeq names its product putative oxidoreductase ORF5 in fasciation locus. Bases 1 to 1404 code for a protein of 467 amino acids. The transcript is spliced from 2 exons. NCBI's taxonomy places the organism in Eukaryota, Fungi, Ascomycota, Sordariomycetes, Glomerellales, Glomerellaceae. The record is from RefSeq and is a predicted model, not a curated record. Gene Ontology annotation, molecular function: oxidoreductase activity; FAD binding.
AUGGCAGCCCAGAACAUCAUCACAGACGACAUGAUUGCUAUCCUCCAGAAGGAGCUGACCGAGAGCGGCGUCGCGCCUGUUGGUCUCUUGUUUCCCGGGUCCGAUGAAUACGCCGAGCAUCGCAAGCUCCGGGACGGUGCCAAGGGAUUCGAGCACAUCCGUCCUGCCGCUAUUGCAGUUCCACGAGACGGCUCCGAGGUAGGGCGACUCGUUCGAUGGGCCAAGUCGAUUGAUCUCAAGUUCACCAUCCGCGGAGGAGGCAAUGACUUUUGGGCGCGCAGCAUUGCACAUGACACCCUCAUGAUCGACAUGCGCGGCAUCAACAGCAUCAAGGUCGCGGAAGAUCGUCAGACAGUCGUCAUUGGGGGUGGGGUUCUGAUGAAGGACCUGAUCCUCGCUUUGGACGAUGUUGGCUUGAUGACGCCGACGGGGCAUACUUGGAUCAUUGGCUAUGCGGGUUGGGUAUCGAACGGCGGCUACGGGACGAGCACCCAUAUCUAUGGCAUGGGAAUCGAGCAGGUCGUCGGGGCGGAGCUCGUGAACGCAGAAGGCGAGGAAGUUGUCGCCGACGAGGAAAUGCUUGAGGGAGUCAGAGGUGUUUGCGGUCACCUCGGGGUGAUUACAAGUCUGACCGUGAAGGUGUACCCCAAACACGAUCCCCUCGGCGGCUUUCUCAUCUUCGAAUCCAGCGACAUCCGGAAAACUUUGGAGGCAUACUUUGAAGCCACCCCAAAGCUCCCUAUGCCCAAGGAGCUCACGAUCCACAACUUCAUCAGCUGGCAGCCCCAAAGAGGAGUCGUCUUUAGCGUCAUCUGGACCUGGACGGGCGACAUCGAGAAGGGACAGGCGUGCCUGCAGACCUGGAAAGACAACGCCCCGCCUUUGCUCAUGUCCACCGUGGAGGUGUUGCCCGAUAAAGUCCGCCAGCAUAAUAUGCCUCCGCCGUGUCCUCUGAAAGGUGGACAAAGAAAUUGUUUCCUCGCUUGUCUCCCAACAAGCGAUGCCGGCGACGAGCUGGCAGCAGCCAUUCUUGAUGGCGCCGAAGCUAUGCCCAAGACGACGGGCCCAAACAUUGCGUGGGGUGGGAUGGUGGACAUUGAUGCUGCGACGAUGCCGCCGAAUUGUUUCGUCGACAAGAGCCACUCCUACUUCUCCUGUUCAUACCAAUACCCGACGGAAGAGUACGCCGACGAAACCAUGGCGUGGAGCAAGUCUCUGAUUGCAAGGCUUCGGUCGCUAGGCGGGGAUAUGGUACUGGAUAGGGGUUACCCAGCCACGAAUCCGCCGGGAGAGAAGAGUGCGGCGGAGCUCUACGGUGAGAAGUGGAACAGGGUGAAGGAGCUUAAGAUGAAGUACGACCCAACGAACGUCUUCAGCCAUGCGUACCCCAAGAUAGAUAUUUGA